UAUAUAGUAGAUCUGUUUGUCGCAUCCACACUCGCCAUGGCCGGAAUGGAGCAUGUCAUUUCUGUGGAGGAGUUGCUUUCGAGGAAGGUUAAAGUCGUUAGAACAGAAGCUGGUGAAACAAGCAGAGGCAAUGUCCAACCUAUCAUUGCCGCUGAUCAGGAGACCCAAAGUGGGAGUAUUGAAGUCGGCCAAGCAAUAGAGAUCAAAGUCAGUCCCAGCACGGAGCAGAGGUUGAAGCGAUUAGAGAAGGCAGGAGAUCAAGCGGAAAAAACUGGACGAAAGAUACAACAGGUUCCGUUUUUGCUGCGAGAUAACAAAAAUGUGGCCAAGUAUUUUGAGCCAAAGGUGGUGUCUUUCGGUCCUAUCCAUCACGGUAAGCCAAGGUACCAGCUUGCAGAAGAGAAUAAGCUUCUAUUGGCAAACAAGUUCGUCGAGGAGAGUGGGAAGGGUAAGAAAGCUGAAAGUUUGUACGUCGAAAUUGAGAAGAAAAUCAAGCAACUGAGGGAGUACUUCGAUGAGGAGGUGAAUAAGAAGUAUGAGGACGAUGAGUACCUCGCCUGGAUGCUGUUCGUGGACGGGUGUGCAGUAUUACAAUUCAUAUACUACGUAGUUGAAGACAAAUUCAAAGAUUUGAAAAUAAAAGACGAUCGAGUGGUGUUUGGGGUAGCGGAUUUGUUCUUGUUAGAAAAUCAACUUCCUUAUCAACUCCUCGAGGAUUUGAUGGAGUUGAGCGAGAAUAAAAAGCGCUUUAAGGAUUCGAUCGACAGUUUCAUUGAAAGGCAUUCAAAUUGCAAGGAUAAAAAGACCAGCAUAGAAAAGCCGCCGGCAGACGAUGAUAAAAAGACCAGCAUAAGUAUAGAAAAGCCGCCGGCAGACGAUGAUAGAAAGACCAGCAUAGGUAUAGAAAAGGCUGAAAUGCCGCCGGCCCAUCUUCUCGAUCGUUUGCGAACAAGACUCCUUCGUGAUUCGAAAAACAAAAGCAACGACGAAUAUAUGUGUAUGGGUCAAAAAGGGCAAGAUAAUUGGCAAUCAUAUCGCAACAUACAGGAACUUAAAGCAGCAGGAAUCCAAUUGAAGCCUAGUGAAAGUAGUUCCUUGGCAGACGUAUCUUUUACUGAUCACCCAUUCAAUUUCUACCCUGGAUACAUUUAUCUUCCUCGAAUAACAGUAGACGACUCAACGGGGGCAAAGUUCUUGAACUUGAUAGCCUAUGAGAUGUGUCCAAAUUUCGACAAUGACUUCGGCGUCACUUCUUACAUAUGCUUCCUUGAUUCACUCAUUGAUCAUCCAGACGACGUGAAGGAGCUAAGGAACGCCCGCAUACUCCACAACCUCCUUGGUAGCGACAAAGAAGUGUCCCGUCUCUUCAAUGACAUAGCCACUGACUUGGUGCCUAACCCCAAAACAUAUGGCUAUGUCAAAGGGCAAAUUCAGAAGUGCUACGACACUAAGUGGAAGACCUGGAUAGCUCAGGUCAUUCACGACCAUUUCAGCAGCCCCUGGACAAUCGUGGGUUUCACUGCAGCAGUAUUAGUUUUUCUUUUAACUGCCAUCCAGACUUGGUACACAGUCUUCUCCCCCUGACCCCUGAGAUCACAAAAAGGCCGGUCCUCAAAACUUGUUUGUUUUUGUCUCCAAAUAAAACUACCCCCUUUGAUCUAUCUCCCCUGUCCCGCUCCUCUGUAUCCUUCAGAAAAAAAAAAAGAAAAAAAAGUACAUCCAGGUCCAUGGGGUUCCAUUCAAUUAUUUCCUUUUGCUUUAGUGUUUGCAUGCAAAAUAAGUCCGAGUGAAUGUAUCUUAUACUUUAAUUGAUGUAAUAUGUAUGUAUGGAAUGAGAUAAACAUGAA
Messenger RNA from Alnus glutinosa, 1847 nucleotides. Its product is annotated as UPF0481 protein At3g47200-like. Lineage: Eukaryota; Viridiplantae; Streptophyta; Magnoliopsida; Fagales; Betulaceae. The transcript is spliced from 2 exons. Bases 37 to 1584 code for a protein of 515 amino acids. The record is from RefSeq and is a predicted model, not a curated record.